Molecule: messenger RNA, 2319 nt
Organism: Neofelis nebulosa (Clouded leopard)
Lineage: Eukaryota; Metazoa; Chordata; Mammalia; Carnivora; Felidae
Gene: AMPD1
Product: adenosine monophosphate deaminase 1
Exons: 15
Coding region: 67-2298 (743 amino acids)
Biological process (GO): IMP salvage; AMP metabolic process
Cellular component (GO): cytosol
Molecular function (GO): AMP deaminase activity
Source: RefSeq, a predicted model, not a curated record
CAUCCCCACAGCCUCCUCUCUCCUCCUUUCUACUGUGCUAUCCUAGAAUCAAGGACCCCGGCAACAAUGCCUCUGUUGAAACUUCCAGAAAUUGAUGAUGAAAUACGUAGCUUGGCUGAAAAAGUAUUUGCCUCUGAAGUCAAAGAUGAGGGAGGCCGUCAGGAGAUUUCCCCCUUUGAUGUGGAUGAAAUCUGUCCAAUUUCUCAUCAUGAGAUGCGAGCACACAUAUUCCACCUGGAGGCCAUGUCCACCUCCACAGAAGGCAGGAGAAAAAAGCGUUUCCAUGGACGGAAGACCGUUAAUUUGUCCAUUCCACAAAGUGAAGCAUCUUCCACUAAACUGUCCCAUAUCGACGAAUACAUUUCUUCAUCUCCAACCUACCAGACCGUGCCUGAUUUUCAGAGAGUGCAGAUCACUGGCGAUUAUGCCUCAGGGGUGACAGUUGAAGACUUUGAAAUGGUUUGCAAAGGUCUGUACAGGGCACUGUGCAUACGGGAGAAGUACAUGCAGAAGUCAUUUCAGAGAUUCCCUAAAACCCCUUCCAAGUACUUGCGGAACAUCGAUGGUGAGGCUUGGGUAGCAAACGAGAGCUUCUACCCAGUCUUUACCCCUCCUGCGAAGAACGGAGAAGAACCCUUCCAAACAGAUAACCUCCCGGAAAACCUGGGUUAUCACCUCAAAAUGAAGGAUGGUGUGGUUCACGUGUAUCCUAAUGAAGCAGCAGCCAGCAAAGAUGAACCUAAGCCACUUCCUUAUCUCAAUAUGGACACCUUCUUAGAUGAUAUGAAUUUUUUGCUUGCUUUAAUUGCCCAAGGACCUGUUAAGACCUACACCCACCGGCGCCUGAAGUUCCUGUCUUCCAAGUUCCAGGUCCAUGAGAUGCUCAACGAGAUGGACGAGUUAAAGGAGUUGAAGAACAACCCCCACCGAGAUUUUUAUAACUGCAGGAAGGUGGACACCCAUAUCCAUGCAGCCGCUUGCAUGAACCAAAAGCACCUGCUGCGCUUUAUUAAGAAAUCUUACCACAUUGAUGCUGACAGAGUGGUCUACAGCAGCAAGGAGAAAAAUCUGACCCUGAAGGAACUUUUUGCCACAUUAAAGAUGCAUCCCUAUGACCUGACUGUUGAUUCUCUGGAUGUUCACGCUGGACGCCAGACCUUCCAGCGUUUUGAUAAGUUCAAUGACAAAUACAAUCCUGUAGGAGCAAGUGAGCUACGAGACCUCUACUUAAAGACAGACAAUUACAUUGAUGGGGAAUAUUUUGCCACUAUCAUCAAGGAGGUAGGUGCAGACCUGGUGGAUGCAAAGUACCAGCACGCUGAGCCCCGCCUGUCAAUCUAUGGCCGCAGUCCUGAUGAGUGGCACAAACUGUCCUCCUGGUUCGUCCGUAACCGCAUCUACUGCCGCAACAUGACUUGGCUGAUCCAGGUCCCCAGGAUCUACGAUGUGUUCCGAUCAAAGAACUUCCUCCCACACUUCGGAAAGAUGCUGGAGAAUGUUUUCAUGCCAGUGUUUGAGGCCACCAUUAAUCCCCAGGCUCACCCAGACCUCAGUGUCUUCCUUAAGCAUAUUACUGGCUUCGACAGUGUGGAUGAUGAGUCCAAACACAGUGGCCACAUGUUCUCCUCCAAGAGUCCCAAGCCCCAGGAGUGGACCAUGGAAAAGAAUCCGUCUUAUACUUACUAUGCCUACUACAUGUAUGCAAACAUCACGGUUCUCAACAGCCUGAGAAAGGAACGAGGCAUGAAUACUUUCCUGUUCCGACCUCACUGCGGGGAAGCGGGCGCUCUCACCCAUCUCAUGACAGCAUUCAUGACAGCAGAUAAUAUCUCUCAUGGCCUGAAUUUAAAGAAGAGUCCUGUGUUACAGUAUUUGUUCUUCUUAGCCCAGAUUCCCAUCGCCAUGUCGCCAUUAAGUAACAACAGCUUAUUUCUAGAAUAUGCCAAAAAUCCCUUUUUAGAUUUCCUCCAGAAGGGACUAAUGAUCUCACUGUCGACAGAUGACCCGAUGCAAUUCCACUUUACCAAGGAGCCCCUAAUGGAAGAAUAUGCCAUUGCUGCCCAAGUGUUCAAACUGAGUACCUGCGAUAUGUGUGAAGUGGCAAGAAACAGUGUUCUGCAAUGUGGAAUUUCUCAUGAGGAGAAAGCAAAGUUCCUGGGCGACAAUUACCUUGAGGAAGGCCCUAUGGGAAAUGAUAUCCGGAAGACAAAUGUAGCCCAAAUCCGCAUGGCCUAUCGCUAUGAAACCUGGUGUUAUGAACUUAAUUUAAUUGCUGAAGGCCUUAAAUCGGGAGAAUAAAGCAAAUAAACCAAAUAAUAA